Molecule: messenger RNA, 1041 nt
Organism: Mucor mucedo
Lineage: Eukaryota; Fungi; Mucoromycota; Mucoromycetes; Mucorales; Mucoraceae
Product: CDP-alcohol phosphatidyltransferase-domain-containing protein
Exons: 7
Coding region: 125-997 (290 amino acids)
Biological process (GO): cardiolipin biosynthetic process
Cellular component (GO): mitochondrion; membrane
Molecular function (GO): cardiolipin synthase activity
Source: RefSeq, a predicted model, not a curated record
GUUUACCCGUUUUUGUUAGGAUCCCUCCAAUCAGGACUGCCUACUCCUGAGCAAAAAUAAUAAUAAUAAAAAGACACGUCAAUUACCAGUUCUGGAUUCUUGAUUUCAAAAUAUAAUAAUAAAUAUGUUUCGGUUACAACAAACACGCUCAAUUUUCUUGUUAGCAAAGGCUGGACCAAUCUAUACAAAAACUGUGAACGUCCCUCAAUUAAAACAAGCUUUCCGUCCUUUUAAUGUCACUUUUACAAAAAUUUUAUCGAACGGCAGCAGAUCUCCAUUGACAAGAAUCAACACAUGUGCACCAUUUCAACGAACCUUUAUUUCCAACUCGAAUAGUAGAUCAAUCACAAGAAAAGACAAGGAAGAUCAAGAACCCGUUAUAACAACUAUAAAGAAAGAAUUAAAGGAGGACAUUUAUACAAUUCCUAAUAUUUUAACAUUCGGUAGACUGUUAGCAGCCCCAGCUGUGGGAUAUCUCAUUCUUCAGCAGAGUUACAAUGAAGCAUUGGGUCUGUUUGCUUUGGCAGGUUUUACCGAUAUGCUGGACGGUUAUAUCGCCAGAAAGUACAAUAUGAAGACUUUAUUAGGAACCAUCAUCGAUCCAUUGGCUGAUAAAGUACUUAUGACGGUUAUGACAGUAACAUUAGCAAUGGAAGGAACAUUACCUGUGCCAUUGGCUGCUGUGAUUUUGGGUAGAGACGUAGGUCUUAUUUUAUCUGGAUUUUAUUAUCGCUACAUUUCGUUAGCAGAACCGAAAACAUUGUCUCGCUACUUUGAUGUUUCUAUACCGUCAGCAGAAGUGAAACCUACUCAAAUCAGUAAGAUCAACACAGCUUUACAAUUACUUUUGAUGGGUUUAUCUUUAACGUCAGUAAGCAUGGAACUGCCAUCGCCCGAAGUCUUGCAUGCAUUCCAGUGGAUUGUUGGUGGUACCACAAUCUGGUCAGGAGCAAGUUAUAUAUUUACCAAAGAUGCCGUACGAAUUUUAAAACGCUAAUGGAUUCAAUCCCUUUAAUGCAAUACACUCGAUUAAAAAAAAAA